Messenger RNA from Cyprinus carpio (common carp), 1147 nucleotides. Its product is annotated as leucine-rich repeat-containing protein 18-like. Gene Ontology annotation, molecular function: protein binding. The transcript is spliced from 2 exons. NCBI's taxonomy places the organism in Eukaryota, Metazoa, Chordata, Actinopteri, Cypriniformes, Cyprinidae. The record is from RefSeq and is a predicted model, not a curated record. Bases 81 to 926 code for a protein of 281 amino acids.
GUUUCCUUUUGGACUACAGUCUGAAGAUCCUCCUCUGAUUCUCAAGCAAUUCAGCUGUGGACCUCAUUUAAAAACUCUCCAUGGCCAAAGGAAAGAGAGCAGGUGGAGCCAAAGGUACGAAGAUCACUUUGAAAAUGGCUAAAAAUGCUCUUAAAGUAACUCCAGAUGGCAAACUACGACUUGAUCUGAGCAAUGUAGGCAUCGCCACAUUUCCCAAAUGCCUCCUAAAAUUAAGAAACAUUGAGGAACUUGACCUGAGCCGGAACAAAUUGAAAAUAAUCCCAGAAUUCAUUGGCCAACUCUCUGGACUGCGUUGGUUAGACCUUCACAGCAACCAAAUCGAACAACUGCCGGAAAGCAUUGGACUCCUGCGAUCUCUGGCCUACCUCAACCUCUGUAACAACAACCUGGACUCUGAUGGUUUAUCGCCUGAAAUAGGAAGUCUGAGAAACCUCCAGGUUCUCAACUUGGGUAUGAAUCGUCUAAACGCCCUACCUCCCACCUUGGCCACCCUGACAAACCUAACAGAGCUGGGAGUUUUUGAUAACUUGUUCACACGGAUGCCAGAAUGCAUAAACGUGUUGCCCAACCUGACAAAGCUGAACACCAAACGUAACCCUGUUUCCUAUACACAGCGAGACGGCAAAGACUCUGACUCUGUAAAGCCUACAGGAAAUCUGUUUUUGGUGAGAGAGGGAGAUUUGUGCCAUCCCUGCCUAGAGAGGUGCAGAAGGAAAAAGCUGCUUGACAGGUCACAAAGAAAGAGUAAUAUUUCAGGGCUGAUCUCGCCCAACUCUAUAGCUCGAGGUAAUCAAGAAAAUUGGCGGCAGCAGUCUACUACCUCACCUCCAAGUUUUCAAAAAGGACAAGCCAGACCUGCCGGAGAUAUCAACACAUUGUCUUUUAUGAAUAACCUUUAUGCAUAAUGACAUUCUACAUAAUGACUCAACAUUUAAAACUCCUCCUGUACUUUUAGGAAAUAAAUAGGUUUUGCAGGGGGUCCACCAAAUAUUGUUGGAUCUCAAGCUCAUUUACGUGGGAAUUUUUUUUUUUUUUAAAUGUAUGUCAAACACAAAACUACAACAAAAGUUAUCUUCAACUAAAGCUAAAAUUAUGAAGUUAAAGUUCAGCUAACUGUUUCAUUGUG